Kuraishia capsulata CBS 1993 is the source of this 684-nucleotide messenger RNA. RefSeq lists its product as uncharacterized. Lineage: Eukaryota; Fungi; Ascomycota; Pichiomycetes; Pichiales; Pichiaceae. The transcript has a single exon. The record is from RefSeq and is a predicted model, not a curated record. Bases 1 to 684 code for a protein of 227 amino acids. Gene Ontology annotation, cellular component: peroxisomal membrane.
AUGUCUGAUUACGAGUCCGACCCAGACUCCGACGACCUCGACUUGGCUCUGCCACAAAUAGUUCUGGACGCCCUCAACAUGCUACGGGCCUCUAGAAAUGGUGUUGUUUAUGGAUCACGAAUCCGCUUUGCGCACGCAAUUGCUGUCUCUUUCAUCUUUCGCAGAAACGUGCCCUUGCUCAAAAGAGUGACUGGAGCCGCGAGCUUAUCGUUACAGCAUGCCAAAGUGCUGGCUGGAUUUGCUGUGAUAUACCGAGGAACACUGUAUUUUUUGAGAAGAAGCCGCAUAUUCAAAUCUCACAAGUUUGUCCAUUUUAUUGCGGGUGCAGUUGCUGGUUUUUUCGUGUAUGGCCAGCCGUUCAAGAAUGCGAAAUUUGCCAGAGCAAUCACCCAUCAGGUGACUUUGUAUCUGAUUUCGCGACUGGUACUUGCGCUCGGCAGCAUUUUGGCCGAGAAACUCAGUUAUGCUGUUCUGGAGAACGACUGGUCACCCAACACGCUUUCUGAGGUUCAUUCAGCGAUCACCAGCAACGCGUGGACGGUGACUGCUGCUCUUUCGUGGGGUGCAUGCAUGUAUCUGUACCAGACGGAUCCGAAACAUAUUCACAAAUCUUUGAGACAUAGUCUGGAUUACAUGUACAACAAUGACAAUUGGAGUGGUGUCAAGGGCUUUUUGGGGUUGUAG